UUUCUCAAUUCCGUUUGGUUUACUUAUCGCUUGCUGAAAUGAAGAAUUCAAUUCCAUGUAUUGGCUUUUUUAUUGCCAUAUUAUUUUGUUUUGUUGAAUGUUCUGUCCUCCUGGAUGUCCCGUAUGGAGAAAAUGAACAACAAGUCCUGGAUUUGUACGUCCCGGAAGAUGAUUCAAUUCGGUUAAACAAAAUCAUUAUAAUGAUUCAUGGUGGCGCGUGGUGGAUGGGUAGGAAAGAAGAUUUGAAUCCAGAUGUUGCAAUUCUUCGCGCCGCACUUCCAGAUUAUGCUAUUGCCAAUAUCAACUACCAGUUAGGAUCUGAAGAGAGUCCGGGAUUUCCAAAACAGUUGGAUGAUAUUAAGGCGGUAAUUGCAUUUUUGAAGUCCAGCUUCACUACCGACUUAUCAUUUGCAGUUUUUGGCGUUUCCGCGGGAGCGCAUUUAGCAAUGCUCUACAGUUAUUGGUGGGAUCGAAACAAUCGUGAUGUCAAGGUGGUUGUAUCUCAUGUUGGACCUGUGGAUUUCAUGGACGACGGAUAUUGCAGGAAUAUAUUGUUGUACCCAUUAAUAGUGCCCUUGAUUGGACCUCAUCCGUGCGCAGAGUUCCCAGAAAUUUGGAAUCAGACCAGUCCAAUUAAUUACAUAGAGGAAGCAACUCCACCAACCAUUGGAUUUUAUGGUAACCUUGACAUCCUUGUCCCUUUUGGACAGAUGCCUGCCCUUCAAGGACGAUUGGAAUCGGUGGGAGUUGCUAAUGAAUUUACCAGAUAUCAAGGAGGACAUAAUGGCUGGCCCGAUACAAGCAUUCAGGACAUGUACAGAAAAAUAACUGAUUUUCUGCAGGUUCAUAUGUAAAAUGGUAAUCUGGCGGAUUGUUGAGACACUAUAACUAAUACUUAACUAAUUUUGUGUGGUUGAAGUAGAACAAAUGAUUGCUAAAAAUAUAUCAACAUUUUAAUGAUGCAUUGUAUUAAA
Folsomia candida is the source of this 974-nucleotide messenger RNA. RefSeq lists its product as uncharacterized. NCBI's taxonomy places the organism in Eukaryota, Metazoa, Arthropoda, Collembola, Entomobryomorpha, Isotomidae. The coding region runs from base 39 to 854 and encodes 271 amino acids. The transcript is spliced from 3 exons. The record is from RefSeq and is a predicted model, not a curated record.